Messenger RNA from Anisakis simplex (herring worm), 378 nucleotides. NCBI's taxonomy places the organism in Eukaryota, Metazoa, Nematoda, Chromadorea, Rhabditida, Anisakidae. The record is from the annotation of a GenBank genome assembly.
AUGAUGAAAUUUGUGACAAGUUCAUCUCGUUCAUCGAAAGCAACACCAACCACAACCCAUCAUCCCACACCAUCGCCCUCCCGGAAUGUUAUUUCGUCAACCUCAAAUAAUCUCGAAUUAAGGCAUCCGAAGGAGGUAACACAGGACAAUUCUAUUGCUGAUCCAAAUCCGCGAAAUGGAUCCUUCCGACCCAACCAUGAGGAAUAUGAAAAGUUCAUUGAAAUGCUAAUGGUCGAGAACAAGUUACUUAACGAAGAAAAAGAGUUGAUCCGUUUGAGACGUCAGCGAUACAUCGAUGAGCUUUGUAAGCAGCACCUGAUCACAAGUCAACUCAUUAAAAAUCAUCAUAUUCGUUGUUAUACGAAUGAUACGAAAUGA